Drosophila busckii is the source of this 3759-nucleotide messenger RNA. RefSeq lists its product as uncharacterized. The transcript has 5 exons. The record is from RefSeq and is a predicted model, not a curated record. Lineage: Eukaryota; Metazoa; Arthropoda; Insecta; Diptera; Drosophilidae. The coding region runs from base 993 to 3587 and encodes 864 amino acids.
CGCUGCGCGCGGUUAUAAGCUAAAUUCAAAAGUUAGUGUUAAUAUUAAUAAAUAAAAAGAUAGUGUUAACUGAAGACUAACUACGAAAUUAAUUAACAACAAACGACUCACAAGUGAAACGACAAAGCGCAAGUGAGAGAAUAACUAAAAACUCAAGCAGACCAAGAAGCCAAAACAACGCAACAGCGACACCUGUUUGCCUGCAUUCCUUUGCAUGUGCAUGUGCAUAUGCAUAAGUGUGUGAAUGUGCGGUGGUAAAUUAUUUGGCCGAGUGUUUUAGUUGAAACAACGUGUAUUUAUUUAAUUUGUAAAUAGCUGAAACAGUUAGCAAUUUGCUUGGCCAUUGCAGCAAUUGCAACAGCUUAACAGUGAUUUCGUUUCCCGCCGCGCCUGCGUAAAAACAGAAAAUAAAAAAUAAAACAACUCGCAUACCAACAAACACAAACAAAAACCGGUUCGUGUGUACUCACACAUAUACACAAUAUCCACCAGCAAAGAGGCGAGCGAGCACUAUAAACAAAAUACUUGCGUCUCUUUUUGCUUUUGCUUGGGAAAAAUAGAAAUAGAAGAAAACAACCGAAUACCAGGCGGUGAAGAAAAGUGUGACGAAAAAUUAAUAAAAACAACAAAAGAAAUUAUCAGAAGAAAUUUGAAAAUAAUUGUGCGAACGGAAAUUGAGCUUGGAUAGGGAGGGAUUAAUGUGAAAGCCUUAUCGUUAAGCUAACUGAAUAACUGAAUGCCCCGUCCCGCGCACCUGUACAACGAAAGUGAAUUAAAGCAACGAAUAAUUGUAACAGCAAUUGCCCAACAAGUUUCUUUUUAAGGGACCCCCCCACCACUCUACGCUUGGGCUUAUCACGAGCCACUUGUUGACGAAAUUGCAAAGUGGCAACUGCAACAAAAGUUCUAGCUACAUAACAUGUCACAAGUCAACGUCUACUGAGUACCAGUCGCAACAGCAGCAGCAGCAGCAGCAACAACACAGUCACAUAAUGGCAAGCAACAAUAACAACAAUAACAACAGCAACACGGCUGAGCCGCUGGAGAGUCGCGAUGAAGUUGAUUUCAUUGCGGUUAGGCACAACAAUAAUAAUGAGUAUGAGGAUUUGAGCAGCGCCAGCGGCGUUGUAAUUAGCGCCAAAGCAAACACAACCAUAAUAACAACAGCAACACCAAACAAUGAACCAAACCACAGCAGCAACGACAGCAACAGCAACAGUAACAACAACACAUUGAAAAAGCUUAAGGAGCGUCGCACGCUCUUUAAUUUUGGCAGCAAGAAACAAAACGCCAGUCACAAGUCACAGCAAGCAGCCACGCCCGCGCCUACGCCCACAUCCACUCCGAGCUGCAAUAGCCUGCUGCUGCCACCCACACCACCAGUGCCCAUUGGCACGCCGCCACGGCAGCACAAGUUUGUGAAGAGCAGCAGCAUUGCCCGGCUCUUGGGCAACACGUACAAUGCACGCAAGUUUGAGCGGCAGGAGCAGAAGCGUCUGGCCAAUGAGGCCAGCGGCAAGUUCAACACAUUCGGCGGACGUCGGCGCAGCGCUGGGCCCUAUCUGGAGCGCUUCAAGCGCAUGUCCAAGGAGGAUGGCGACAUAGCCGGCGACGAUGAGAGCAUCAAGGUGACCAAUGUGAUGACGCUGACCACAGACUCGCGCGAUCUGCAAUAUGGCAGCCGGCAGGAGCACGUGGGACGCAGCGAUGCGGAUCAGUUGAGUGCCAAGGCUAUGCGCACGUUGACCCGCGGACUGGGCAAACUCUGGUGGAAGCGCACGCACAGCGUGGACAUAAGCACACCCGAUCCUGAGUAUAAGGUGUCCUAUCUGGGCAAUGUGCUCACAGGCUGGGCCAAGGGCGAGGGCUGCGUGGAGAAGCAGCUGAACACGCUGUGGCGCAAUUAUACGCAGCAUGCCAAGCCCGAUGUCAUCAUGCGCAUGAAGGUGAGCGCCUCCGGGCUGAAGGCCACGACCAGGCAACACGGCCUCACCGAGUACUGGGCCAAUCGCAUUACCUACUGCUGUGCGCCCAAGAACUAUCCGCGCGUAUUCUGCUGGAUCUACAGGCACGAAGGACGCAAGCUCAAACAUGAGCUGCGCUGCCAUGCGGUGCUCUGCAGCAAGGAGAAGAUAGCGCAGGACAUAUGCGAUACACUUCGCGAUAAUCUGGAGAGCGCUUUGCGUGAAUUUAAACGCGAGAAAAUUCUUAAGCAAAACGCGCGUCUCAGUCUGGCGAACGCAGUGUAUGACAAUCCCAGUCUACCCAGGCGCAAGAUUAUGCUCAGCGUGGGCGGCAAUAACUACAGGCCGCCGCUGGAGCGCUCCAAGUCGGCGCCCAAGCUGAUGGCCAUUGAGGAGGCUAUUGGCGAGGAGGAGGGUGACGAAAUAGAAGAUACCAACGAACCAGAAAUGAAGCCGUGCUGUCAACGUGACUCACUCUAUCCCGCCAUGACGCUGGGCAGGCGUCGCUGUCGUCGUGGACACUCGAUACGACGCACUGGCAAAAUCCAAGCACCCAGUGCCUGCUGCUCCCAUCAAGUGGUUGACAUACCUGAGCUAGAGCUACAGGAGCAGGCGCAGUGCAGCACAGUUACACCAUGUGUGAAUGAAGGCUCCGACUCGGAGGACUUUGAGAAGCUUUUAAAGUUCGACACGACGCUGAGCAACGAGCUCUUGCCGUACUUUGAUAUGCAGCUGCAUAAGAACAGCAGUCAGAGCCUCGGUAGCCUGAGCGAGCUGACGGUGCAGUUGGCAGCUGCGCAGGAGGAACUGGAGGAGGAACCACUGAGUCUGUUGCCCACCAUCAACAGCGAUCCCAGCGCUGAUCCGCAGGCUGACUAUGAUGGCGAAGAUGUGGUGCAUUUGCGCCGCAGCGGCGUUUGCAGCGAUGGCGAGGAGGAUUUUCUGGACGAUGCGGAUGAUCAUUAUUUUAGACAGGCGGCAAUGCUCACCAUGCUGCAUCGAAGCUCGAUGCGCAAGCGCAACAGCGUUGAGGCCAGUCUACAGUAUCGUCAUCAGCCACAGUCGUCCAUCAGCUCCAAUACGUCCAGCUCGACAACGGCCAGCGGCACAGCGGCGUGUGGCGCUGCAGUGGGUCAGCAGUGUUCCGCUGGUCCGGAUAGUGAUGAAGGUUCCAUUUCAAGUGGUUGCGAAACGGCUAGCACUGUCACCAAUGUCAACCAGGAGGAGUACAAUAAGCCACAAUCGCAGCAUCAGGUGCUCGAGCAAAUGUUGAUGUACCAAAGACUGCAGGACACCAAGCAACAGCAGCGACACAACAGCGAUGCUACCAACUUCAGCAGCUCCAGCAGUAUAACGCUCAAGCGCAACAGCUCCACAUCGCCAACCGAAUCGCUCAGCGGCCUGGAGGUGUCCAUGGACAAGCAGCAGGCGGAUAGGGCAGCCAUUUCGGAUGAUGACUCUGAGUGCAGCGAUGAAAGCGGCUAUGUGGAGUUCCAAGAGAAAGCCAAUGGUGCUGUGGUCGCUGCGGCGGCACCCGUUAAGCCACAGCUGCCGCCCAAACCGGCGCCAAGACGUUCGCUUACCCUAGCCAAGGGCCCAACGGCAACGGGCACAUCAGUCUGAGCUUCAAAGCCGCCCAAAAGUAUGCUUUAUAUAAUUUAAACACAAACAUUGUUAUCACUGAUUUGUAGUUCGUAGGAGAGAUUUUAUUGUUAGUUGUUUAAAUGCUAAGUCGUUUUGUUGCUGGUUCAUUAUACAAAGAAAAUAGCCUAACGAUAUUAUUGCACAAAUUAUU